UGGAUAUUUUUUUCCGCCUCAGGACGACCGCUUGUAUUGCGAUCGAAACGUCAUGAUAUAUUCUUUUUUGUUUGAUUUUAUUUUUCUACCUACAUGACUUUACCGAAAGAACCAAAGAGUAUAAUAUGCGGGUAAUUUUUGAAAUUCUCAAAUGUGGACUCUGAUGGCGACACUCUUGUGAGUGACAUCACAGUUUAUAUUUGAGAUAUUAUGCCCGCUGUUAUAACCAGGGCAGCCAUUGGAAUUGAACUGUAAAACUCUUUAACAACGUAGAAACACGCGACACGCUGGGCCGUGUCACAUGUAUGUAUUUCAGCUUUUGCACCCUAUUUGGUGGGCUGUGGAGUUAUCGUCAAUGUGUUUCAUUCCAGACUCCACUUACGAGCUGCUUCAGGCCAUCAGUAAGUCCAAUGUGUAUGGCCGAUACAAGUCGGUGGCUGAGGCCCUAUAUCUGUGCGAGGAGCUGGUGGAGAUGCUGGCCAUGCUGUCUGGGUGCUGGCCCGUGCACAGGAAGGUACAAAGUUGCCACAUGGGAAAUCACUGCUGUCCCCUGGCAAUGUCAGUGCCUCGAAUAAAGAAGCAGGGACAAUGCACACACAAGGAUUGGGGCAUUAUUCAAAGUGACUGCAUGGCCAACCAUGAUCUCAUAGACACGGAUUGGUUUAAAUCUGUAGGUGACCACUUCAAAGAUUUCAUCCUCUACCGCGACUGCCACUAUUUCCCAAUGGUCCACAACCACCCAGAGAAGCUCGAGAGCUUUGAAGAUGCGACGCUGAACCUCCUCCUGGUCGUCAAGAGCCUGGCCGAAAACUCCGAGCGGCGAGAAGCCGUGCGCAGCACCUGGGGCCACGAGAGGGACGUUCGACUCCGGACCAGGACCGGCAGCGAGAUCGCCCGCGUGCGGACUCUCUUUCUUCUCGGACUCCCUCUGCCGUCACUGGUCCACACCCAGAAGUCCGUGGACCUGGAAGAUUCUGUCCAGCAAGACAUUCUGCAGUGGGAAUUCUUUGACAACUUCUACAACCUCACCCUCAAAGACAUGAACUUUCUACGUUGGAUCAGUAUCUACAGCAGCAGCGUGGCCUACGUGUUAAAGGGGGACGACAUGUUUGUGAACAUGGACAACAUCCUCGAGUACCUCUUGGCAGCUCCACAAGAUGGCGGCAGCCCUCUCCUCCUAGGUAGCGUGGUCACGGACUCGUAUGUCGUUCGCGAUGCCGGGAGCAAGUACUUCAUACCCACUGUGAUGUUCGACGGGUACAUGUACCCGCAUUUCGUGAGCUGGGGCAGCUACGUGAUGUCCAGGGAGGUGCUGAGGAGGUUACAGGCCGUCUCGGGCGACGUGCAGAAGUUUCCCCUUGACGACGUGUGGCUGGAGAUGUGCCUGCACAGAGCCAACGUCUCGCUCACGUCACACCAAGGCUUCAGAACGCUGGGUGUGCCUCAGCUCAAGAGCGCUGACAUGCAGGUGUGCUUAUACCGGGAUGUGAUGUCAGUCCAUCGUUUUCUACCUACACAGUUGCUCAACAUGUGGAAAAUGUUUACUGACCCAACGAUAAAGUGUACUCGACUUCAUUAAUUUCCAACUUUUUUUCAAGAUUUUCUGGUUACAACAUUAAAAUGGUAAUAAUUAUUUUCUGUUGAUGAAGCACCCUUUACAUACUUGGGUGUCUCAGAACGACUUACAUCGCAUCUCAAACCAUUUAAAAGGGCACCCGCAGUAAUUAAGUUGGAAUGAUCUCUCUAUAUAUAAAUCACAAGUGUCUAUACGUCAUAAUUUGUAUCUCCCAAACACUAAGUUGAAGGAAAUAAAUCAAAACCAAAUAUGUUCAACUUGUUGACUUUUUCGCAAAACUUUUUUACACUUGUAAAUUCCGCCAAACACCUUAGAGCAUUCAAUAGGCCACCAUUUGCAAAUGAUGAUUUCAUAGGAACGUGUUUCAUUCGUAAAGACAAACAAAGAACGCUGGAUACCCAUAACCGACUGCCAGACCAGGUGCUGUGAGUGAGCAGCACCUAUGAAAGCUGGCACGGCACACGAGUGGGUGGGUA
Molecule: messenger RNA, 2052 nt
Organism: Petromyzon marinus (sea lamprey)
Lineage: Eukaryota; Metazoa; Chordata; Hyperoartia; Petromyzontiformes; Petromyzontidae
Product: UDP-GlcNAc:betaGal beta-1,3-N-acetylglucosaminyltransferase 7-like
Biological process (GO): protein O-linked glycosylation; poly-N-acetyllactosamine biosynthetic process
Cellular component (GO): Golgi membrane
Molecular function (GO): UDP-glycosyltransferase activity; hexosyltransferase activity
Source: RefSeq, a predicted model, not a curated record